AUGCUGAAAGCAGUAGCAUUUGCUCGUAAAGCAGGGUGCGAUUCAUUUGUUGCUGUGGGUGGUGGAUCCGUUAUCGAUACGACUAAGGCUGCAGCUCUAUACUGCUCAAAUCCAGAAGCGGACUUCUACGACUAUGUUUGUCCACCAUUCGGAAAGAAUCUGGUUCCGAAAAAUCCGAUGCUACCUUUGAUCGCUGUUCCGACUACGGCUGGAACUGGAAGUGAAACAACAGGUGCUGCCAUAAUGGAUCUUCCUAAACAUGAGUGCAAAUCGGGCAUUCGACAACGAUGUAUCAAGCCCAUAUUGGCCAUAGUUGACCCUGAUAACAUUAAGAGUAUGCCUCGAAAUGUGGCCAUUUACUCUGGUUUUGAUGUGCUGUGCCAUGCAUUGGAGAGUUACACAGCUCUUCCUUACAACAAGAGAGUUCCACGACCAUCUCGUCCAGAUCUUCGACCACUCUAUCAAGGUUCCAAUCCAAUUAGUGACGUAUGGAGCUUGGAAGCAUUGAGGAUCAUCGGAAAAUACUUCCGACGCAGUGUUGCUGACAGCUCAGACGAGGAAGCUCGACAAAAUAUGCUGUUAGCCAGCACUUUUGCAGGUGUUGGAUUUGGUAACGCAGGAGUCCAUCUUUGCCAUGGACUGAGUUACCCAAUAAGGUAG
Molecule: messenger RNA, 660 nt
Organism: Cylicostephanus goldi
Lineage: Eukaryota; Metazoa; Nematoda; Chromadorea; Rhabditida; Strongylidae
Source: the annotation of a GenBank genome assembly